AUGCUCAACGACAUCGUGUUCAUCCCGUCGGUGACAGUGAUCGUCUUCCAGGGCUACCGCGUGAUCGCCAACUCUUGGGAGGUAGGCGGUCGCCUGUAUGCUGUCUCCAAUGGAGGCGUGGUGGUGGCGCUCGACUACCCGCUCUGCCACUUUGAGCUGAGAUUGGUUGCCUCAGCAUCUGGCGAUGCAGUCAGCAGUGUGGCGGCUCCGCCUUCCUGGCUCGUGGUGUCCCGAGUGUCAGGCCCGACUUUGAUCAAGAAUGCCUCGUGGUGCCGACAGCAGGCGGCCCGGAUCGAGUGCCCUGAUCAGCAGCUUCAGUUGUCACAGUUGGCAAACAUCCACGCUCACUGGACGGCUGCGAUCGACGCGGGCACUGAGGAAGAGACUGGGCCAAGGAUCGGGGCGAUCGCCGUGGAGUCCCACCCGGAGAACCUGCACUUCACCUGCGAAAGCCCGCUCUACAAGGCUGGCAGGCACACGGUGGAGAUCGAGGCGCUCGCCCUCAACUUGCACAACAAGCAGGUCGAGGCGACAGUGGCGCCGCCGAUCUUGGACGCCACCUCCGUGCAGCCGGUGGAGAUCGCAAGCAACGCUCUGAAGUCUUUGCCGGCUCCGUCUCACAGGCAAGCUGCGCUGGCUCCAGUGCAUUGGGACGCCGAGUUCUCCAUGACCGAGCCAGGCGAAGCAGCUCCUCAAAAAGACGUGGACGACAACAGCCUGAUCAUGCCCGGCCGGAAGACCUUGGAGGAGAAGCGCAACCAAGCUCGCAGCAUGGCUACUAUGACGCCAGAUGCCUUCGUGAACUCGGUGGAGGGCGCUCGCUCGAGCUUCAUGGAGNNAACAACUCUGGUGCUCACCCGGAACGAUUAUACAAAUCCAGAGCAUGCGACCGCUCGCGUCAAAAAGAGGGUUCGGAAGGCUCUGCCUGCUGAUGCCCAUGACGUGCGGUCAGUUGUGCUCAAAGCGGUUCUCGCUGCUCCGCUGGCAAGUUUAGACUUUGUCUACUCGGUCGAGGCGGAGUCCGAGGGACAGUUCGCUGCCUCCAUCAUUGCUUGGGCUCCCGCAAUUGACAAGGAUGCUCUCGCAGUUUUCAGCCAGCGCACCCUCAUGCUCGAGCAAUUCUGGCUCUUGGCAAAGGCAGCAGAGACCCUCUUCACAGAGUCGUUCACCAUGCAGCUCGGCUUUGGACAAUGCUCGAAAGUUCGUAAGCGAGCUCAUGCUGAUGCCUUAGCUCUGCGCAGACAAGCCGCCGUGAAGUCGCUGCUCGCGAUGCCAAAGUCGGUUCCGAGACCGAAGCUGCCAACAUCAUCAACGAACAGCUCUACACCACUGCUCGACGCAGAGGCAGCUGAGAAGCAGAGGUGGGCCGCUCGGUUGGAGGCAGUGGCCGGUCGAGCCGGAGACCAUGCGGAGCUCAACAAGCACGAGGCGGGCGACGAAACGCUCACCGGCCCGGAAAGAGAAAGGAUCAAGAACCUGGUUCUCAGUUCUGGGGCUCCAAAGACGAUGGCGGUUCACAUCAGAAGGUGGGACAAGCUGGAGAGGUGGUGUUCAGCCAACUCGGUGGCGCUCUACCCGCUCACGAUCGAUGCUGUAGUCAAGUACGCGUUGUUCCUUGACUCCAAGGAGUGCGGGCAACUGUUAUCCCAUAAACGCCUUCUGGCUCUCGAGACGGAUGUCUUCCAGAAGCGUGCCAAGAUGAUCAAGGAGGCGAUCGCCAUGCCCUUUGAGGUCGUGCAGGCAAUGGAAAAGUUUGUCUGCUCCGGAAAGGAACCGGCAGCCGCUCGGAUCUUCGCCUGGUGGCUGCUCUGCAUGGUCUUUGCUUCGCUCAGGUUCGACAAGGCUCGAGAUGAGGCCAGACGUUGGGCUGCUCGGCGUUGCCUGGCAGACGAAGGUCGAAAGAAAGCGGAGGGGGACGAAGUUCACCAGCUCUUCAACGUCGCCAGCGUGCCCGAGAGAGACUUCUGGGUGCCCGACCUGAAUACGGUCGAGGUCUUUAACAGCUUCCCGCCGGACUACAACCGCUCGGUGCUUUGGUUUCGAUGGCUGGCGCACGAUGCCUUCACCAAGUACGGCACGAUCGCGCCGCCCAAAGCAACUUCCGACAAGAUCAAGACCUUCACCAUGCACUCUCCUCGGGUGACCAUGCUCGACGCUGCGGUUCACCAAGGUCGAACGCCUCAGGAGAUCGGGUUGCAAGCGAACUGGAAGGAUCCAGGUCCCAUGGUCCUCAAGUAUACCCGCAAUCGCUCCACGAUACCGGCUGUGAUGAUGCAACAGCUCGUUGCGGACUUGAAGGACGCGUUCGCGCCCAAAUGCGUCUCCAAGGACGAUCUUGUGGAUGAAGGGGACGACGAUCUACUUCCCAUUGCAGAGUUCUUUCUCAAGAUACCUGACGGCUCGGCCUCUAGCUACGAGUACAAGUACCAUUGCUCGUCCAAGGCGGACUACCAGGUCGUGGCAUGCGGUAGGCUGUCUGCCGAUGAGUGUGUGCAUGUAGGACACUUGCUGCCGGAUCCUGGCCUACUUUGCAAGCUAGGCUCGGUGCCUGAUCUGGCAGUUCGUCAGAUUUUUGGCAGGCAGAAGCUUCCAGAGAACCUGUGCUUGCUCAUGGCUGACUCCUCCCUGCUCUCGAUCGAGAGGAUCGCGAUGUUGGGGGACACCAUCUCCCCGGCCAAGACUACGCUCAAGGCCAUUGUCAAUGAUGAUACAAAGUUCGGAGCAGACAACGCCGCUCGCGAGCUGUCGUUGACCUUGUUGGCGGCCGUCUGGAAAGCAUCGGCAGCCCUUCAAGACCAUACGGCCGCUCGGCGAGCCAAAAUGGAAGAAGAUCCGAGUAAGAUCCCGGAAAUCCCAGGUGAAGACCACGCCGAAUUCCGUGAGACGUUCGUCUCCGCUCACCCAGACGUCAUCCUCACCUACAUGCGAGAGCCCCAUCGCAAGUUCGUGGAGCGGAUCUACCGGGACUACAUGGUGCACGGCUCCGUCAGCUACUACGAGGUGGCCGAGAUGCGUACACGCAGCGAUCGCCUGGUCCAGACCACGGGCUUCAGCAAGACCUCCGAGGAUCUGCUCAAGGUGGUUCAGCACGACAACAAGGCUGCGAUCGCGGCGGAGUCCGACGUCUUGGACGGCUUGCAUGCGUUCUUUGUGGCGCUCAAUUACCUGAACACCUGCGAUUUCACCUUUGCCGCGGGCCCCCUGCGGUACCUCUCGGAGCUCGAAGAAUGGAGGCAUGAGAACAGAGGCCUCUGGAACGACGCACGCUCGUCCGCGGAGGUGGAGAAGUUCCAGCAAGCUCAGGCCAGUGCUCCACAAACACCGGCCAAGCGUGGGCGUUCGCCGGAUGCUUCCACACCUCCUCCACCGAACAGGCCUCCGGGCAGCCGCGCUCGCAAGAACAAGCUGCGCCGGGAGCGCCAGAAGGAGAUGGUCAAGAAGUACAAAGAAGGCUCCAAAGGCGGGCUCGAGGACAAGCCAGCGGACAAGAACACCAAGGUCCCGGACAAGGAAUGGAAGACCAUCACUUCGUUCAAGUACAAUGGACGGCGCAGGUGCCCCUUCUACAACUGCUCGUUGGGGUGCCGCUUCGGAGAUCAGUGCAAUAACUUGCACGCUUGCGUUCAGUGCGGCCAGGCACACCCCUGGCACGGCAACCACUGA
Messenger RNA from Symbiodinium pilosum, 3663 nucleotides. The record is from the annotation of a GenBank genome assembly. NCBI's taxonomy places the organism in Eukaryota, Dinophyceae, Suessiales, Symbiodiniaceae.